CUACCUCGUUGCACUAAACAGCGUGCCCCGCUACCCUGGUGGGAAGCUAGUAGUGACAAUACUGGUAGGCGCAAAAGAUCUCAAAUACACCCGCGAGAUCUGUUAGGCCCCGAGAACUUAUGUUUUUCUUACGUAACUUGAGCUGAGUAUCGAUCCAGAUUUGCAUCUCCCACAAUGCCCGCCGACCAAGAGAAUGGCAGUCCCUCUGCGGCUGCGCCUGACCAUGAAGUGGUUGAGCAUUUGAACAUCAAGGUCACCGAUAACAACAAUGAGGUUUUCUUCAAAAUCAAGAAGUCUACGAAACUGGAGAAGCUCAUGAAUGCAUUCUGCGAACGUCAAGGCAAGGCCUUGAACACUGUCCGUUUCGUGUUUGAGGGACAACGAGUACAGCCAACAGACACACCUGCUGCUCUGGAGAUGCAGGACGGAGAUACGUUGGAAGUGUACCAAGAGCAAGUGGGGGGCGCGUAGUGAUAUGCGACGUCCAUUGGAUUACUUUAGGGAAAAUAAACAUAUGUCGGGCAUACUACUAUUUCUUUGGUUUGGCGAUAUCCAUGAGAUUCAUCGAGACGCCUAUAUUCUAAUACCGGUCCUAAAUCCGAGUUACUGAAGACAAUAGGUCUCUCCCCCGAGCUUUGCCCCCCUUUAAUAGCUAAUAAGUACCUAAUAUAAAUGUCUAAUAAAUAUAGGAACUUAAUACGGGG
Sodiomyces alkalinus F11 is the source of this 704-nucleotide messenger RNA. RefSeq names its product ubiquitin-like protein. Bases 175 to 471 code for a protein of 98 amino acids. Gene Ontology annotation, cellular component: nucleus; septin ring. The transcript is spliced from 2 exons. Lineage: Eukaryota; Fungi; Ascomycota; Sordariomycetes; Glomerellales; Plectosphaerellaceae. Gene Ontology annotation, biological process: protein sumoylation. Gene Ontology annotation, molecular function: ubiquitin-like protein ligase binding; protein tag activity. The record is from RefSeq and is a predicted model, not a curated record.